This is a messenger RNA of Verticillium alfalfae VaMs.102, 894 nucleotides long. RefSeq lists its product as hypothetical. Bases 1 to 894 code for a protein of 297 amino acids. The record is from RefSeq and is a predicted model, not a curated record. NCBI's taxonomy places the organism in Eukaryota, Fungi, Ascomycota, Sordariomycetes, Glomerellales, Plectosphaerellaceae. The transcript is spliced from 2 exons.
AUGGACCCCGACUUUCUCAAAAACCUUGAAUAUUUCGCCACACCCAAUAACCAAACACCCACCAACCCCGACCAGGCCGGCGAAUCGUCCAUCGCAGCUGCCGCUCGCAAUGAGACCGAUGCUGCCUUCUGGGACGCGCUCGCGAAAGGCGAGCCAUCCUUGACCGGGGCGUCUUCCAAUCCGCCUUCCUCAUCAGUACCCUCUUUUGCGCAGUCCUCCACAGCGCCGACGAACCUUUCGUACCGGCCCGUGCUGGGCCAGGCCAAUAACAAACGACCGGGGCCUGGGCUUUCAAGGAUAACACAAGGUAUAGCUAGCCCACGAAGAAAGGAAGGGCACGAGAAGAAGAGGACCAAAAUGGAUCCGGAUGCGGCAGCUCUAGAGUCGGUUGACUACUGGAUUCAAUUUGACGAUGAUGACGCAGACAACAACCUGGGUGGUAGUUUCGAAAUCGACUUUUCAAAACGGCCCAGUAAUCCUUCACAUUUCGGCAGACCACCAGCGCGGCUCAAUCCCUUGCCUACGACACCAGGGUUGGGCACCGGCCUUUAUGCAAACCCAACGUUCAGGGAGGAUGAUUUUCUGGACGACGGCGCCCUCGACAAUGCGCUGUCUGAGGAUGAGGAUUUUCUCGACAACAUGAAUUUGGGCGAGCAGCUAUCAACCAUUGAAACUCAGCCCCCAUCAGAAGUACCGCCUCGAGAGGGACUCUACUCAACACCAUUGAGCUGGGAGAAACCAGCCCCUGGCCUCAGAAUGAACCCGCUUUUUGGCCUCGGUGCGCCUAUGCUGGACCCCGAGCAAAGGCGAUUGCUCGCCAUUGCCCUCAACGCAGGAGGAUCCGCCAACAACAUUGCUUUCCGGGCUCCGGGUUUGGCAUGGGAGGUGACAUAG